This is a messenger RNA of Temnothorax curvispinosus, 2596 nucleotides long. It is a transcript of the gene 14-3-3epsilon, whose product is annotated as 14-3-3 protein epsilon. Gene Ontology annotation, cellular component: cytoplasm. The coding region runs from base 257 to 1027 and encodes 256 amino acids. Gene Ontology annotation, biological process: signal transduction. Lineage: Eukaryota; Metazoa; Arthropoda; Insecta; Hymenoptera; Formicidae. The transcript is spliced from 4 exons. The record is from RefSeq and is a predicted model, not a curated record.
GCGCAUGGCGAGCGGAGUCCAUCCGCGGAGCUGCUGCGCGAGAGACUGGGAACUGCUUUCGAUUGUUGGCGGGCGCCGCCAUCUUGGUCAGUGAGCCUGCGAGUGGCCUGUACGUCUCCGUGGUGCGGUGUGGCUUCGUUGCGCGUAUUUCGGGCGUUACGUCUUGCCGAACGGGCUUAUUCCGUGCGCGCGUCACUCCCCCGCGUGGGCCCCCUCGUUUUAUCCGUUUAACCCGUGAGAACCGCGCGCGUCCGAGAUGUCGGAACGGGAGGACAACGUUUACAAGGCGAAACUGGCCGAGCAAGCGGAACGCUACGACGAGAUGGUUGAGGCGAUGAAGAAGGUCGCCUCGUUGGACGUAGAGCUCACCGUUGAAGAAAGGAACCUCCUCUCGGUAGCAUACAAAAAUGUGAUCGGAGCGAGGAGAGCCUCCUGGAGAAUAAUCUCGAGCAUCGAGCAGAAGGAAGAGAAUAAGGGUGCCGAGGGAAAACUAGAGAUGAUCCGCCAGUACCGAUCUCAAGUGGAAAAGGAGCUCAGGGAUAUUUGCGCCGAUAUCCUCGGCGUCCUGGAUAAGCAUCUGAUACCGUGCGCCUCCACGGGAGAAUCCAAAGUCUUCUAUUAUAAAAUGAAAGGUGAUUACCAUCGUUACUUGGCAGAAUUUGCCAUCGGUAAUGACAGAAAGGAAGCAGCGGAGAACUCCCUGGUGGCAUACAAAGCAGCGAGCGAUAUCGCCAUGACGGAGCUACCGCCGACCCAUCCCAUUCGCCUGGGAUUAGCGCUCAACUUCUCCGUGUUCUAUUACGAGAUCCUCAACAGCCCUGACAGAGCAUGCCGCUUGGCGAAGGCGGCCUUCGACGAUGCGAUCGCCGAACUGGACACGCUGUCUGAGGAGAGCUACAAAGAUUCCACCCUCAUAAUGCAACUCCUCAGGGACAACCUUACCCUAUGGACGUCGGAUAUGCAGGGAGACGGUGAAGCUGAACAAAAGGAGCAGCUGCAGGAUGUGGAAGACCAGGACGUAUCGUAACUCUAGCUGUAGUGAGUGUUAUCUUGCGCAUAUAAAACUGAGACACAAGAAAAAACUCUUAAAUAACUCGUAAGCAAAAGAAAAAAAAACCAAUUCAGCAGGUGGCAGUUCGGGGUGGGAAGGGGAGAUCUUUAGAAAUUUGCGUGACCCUUUAAAAAUAUAAAAAAGCACGCACCGUAUGGUUACUUCAAAAAAAAAGCAGCAGCAGCAAUACCAACAAAAUACAACAGCAACAGAAUUAAUAAUAAAUAAAUUAUUCAGUUUAUUCGGCAUUAUAUUACGUACACAAUAUAUAUACGAUUGAGUUAUCGAGCACAGCAAAAAGUAAUGAAACAAAAGGACACGCACCCUGCGGUAAAUAGAGAGACUGCAAAGCAUUUAGGAGAAAGGCACUUUUUAAUUGCCCCGUUUUUUGCGUAUCGAGAGGAAAUGCCGUGUUUGCACCUCGCAUGCGUCCGAUUGAAAUUUAUGUGCGAACGACGUCGCGAAAGCGUCAAGAACGUCGAGCCGACGUCGAUGCCGGCGCCAGUCGGUAUCUACUAGUCUCGGCAAUUCAGAUUUGGUUUCCGUCACAGUGAAUAAGAACGAAUUAUGUGUCCUAUGUUUUGCAAUAGUGGAAGAGGAACAAAAAGGCGUAUGGAUUGCACGGCAUUAUACCGGGAUAUAUUUACGUGUCUAUCCGUUCUUACAUCUCCACCAUUUGGAGCUCUUCUCCUCCAAUCUCCUCCUUUUCGUUCCUCACCCCUUUUUUUUUACUGCGCGCGUGGUCGUCCCGCGUGUACUGUAAUUAUUACGGUGUCUGUAAUAACGCAUGUAAAUCGAUUUAUUUUAAAGAUAAUUCGCGCGUGUCCUCUCUUUCUCCUUCCCUCCCCCCCGUGCUCUCCUCUCUUUCUCUCUCUCUCUUUACGGAAAUAACGGCGGCGCCCUCAUUGCCAGUUAUCAGGACGGACCUCGCUUUCGAGCUUGUACCCUGUAAUAAGAUAUGUACUUCCGAAUAAAAUCCGACACGAUUGUAAUGUUAUAGAUAGCCGAAAAGAAAAAUUUUAAAUGCAUGGAUUCUUGGCAUAGCCGAGUUGAGGAGAAGAGAAUGUGCUUACUUCGAUUGCCUCCUCUCCCCCUCCCCCACCCUCUGUACACCUCGUCAAAUGCAAUAACGCCUGAUUUUGUGAGCUUUCGUAAUAGGGACCGCGUCGCGAAGGCGCUCAGUAACGUGAGCGAGAAGCGGUAGAGCGUAUCAUCGAAAUUCUCUGAUGGCGAUUUCUUGAUUUCCGGUCCUUUUACGUAUCUCUUCCGAGGCGAGUGCGUCCCAUCGCGUCAGCUCGAUGAGCAGCGUCGUGAUAAAAAUAAAAAGGUGAAAAAAAAAAGAAAGAAAGAAAGAAAGAAGGGGGAAGAAAUGAAAAAAAGAUUACGUUGUCGUAGGUGAGCCUUUUUAGCGCGUUACGUUACUCACAGCAAACAAAGUAACUAUCUAGCUAGUCUGUAAUGUGGUUGUACGUUUUCAUACGCCCGUUGUGUAAACUAAAUAUCGAUUGCUGUGGUAUAAGAACAGAAUAAAUGACUGUACCCCGA